GGUUCAGUUCCCACUGUGGAAAGCUGUUGAACUACGCCCCAAGAUCUCUUUCUACUUAAAACAACCUUAAACUGAAUUUCGACCAUGAAGAAUCUCGCCAAAAGCAUUGCUGUAUUUUGUGCAUUCUUCUGUGCGGCUCAUUCGCUGCAGUGCUACGUGUGUACCCCAACCGAUGAAUCUUACAGCGUUGAACAAUGCGAAAAAGACCAAAAGAAAGUGAACUGCAGCGAUAUUCCUGGUGUGGUCUCGGACUUCUGUUUAAAAACUUCCGUAGAAGACGAAGAUGGCAGGAAGUCUGAACAGAAAGCAUGCGUGUCUAAAGCCGAAUGCGAGCAGACCAAGGCUAAUUGUGACAACGCAGGCAAGACGGAAGAAUCCAAAGUCAAGAAAUGUUCAGUAUCCUGCUGUACCAGUGAUCUGUGCAACAACGCCUUCUCGGUUUCCAUCAACAUGAUGUUUAUUGUUACAGCAGCGCUGUGUAGUUUCAAGUUAUUCUAAGCACAAACAAUGCUAAACUGCUCACUAUCGUAGGCACAUCACGCUGUUAAUGAAGUUUAUCGCCAGUGCUGCUAGAGACAAACCUCCAGUUAUUACUGACUAGUAAUAAAUUGAGUCAU
This is a messenger RNA of Pocillopora verrucosa, 617 nucleotides long. The record is from RefSeq and is a predicted model, not a curated record. NCBI's taxonomy places the organism in Eukaryota, Metazoa, Cnidaria, Anthozoa, Scleractinia, Pocilloporidae.